AUGUCGACCCACAACAGGAUGCAGCUGAACGACUUCCUCCAGAGGAGGUAUGGAGCAGGAGGCCCUGGGCUAAUCACUUGGGAGACAGCCCAAGCUGGCCCCGCCCAUGCUCCCGUCUGGACCAUGGUUCUGAGAAUUCGUGGCGUAGUCUGGGGCCAGGCAGCGGGCGGACGUCAAGGCGAGGCCAUGGAAGCAGCCGCAGGCCAGGCUCUAAGCACCAUCUUGCAAGGCUACCAGCCUUAA
This is a messenger RNA of Coniophora puteana RWD-64-598 SS2, 243 nucleotides long. RefSeq lists its product as uncharacterized. The record is from RefSeq and is a predicted model, not a curated record. NCBI's taxonomy places the organism in Eukaryota, Fungi, Basidiomycota, Agaricomycetes, Boletales, Coniophoraceae. The transcript is spliced from 3 exons. The coding region runs from base 1 to 243 and encodes 80 amino acids.